AUGACACGGCGCUUUGCCUCGUGGUGGGACGUCGCCACCGCCACGCAGAACGACGAUCCAUGGGAGGAUCCGACGCUGUAUGCGUUUCUGUGCGAUGACGUGCAGAUUGGAUUCAUCCAGCCACAUGUCUGGGCGGUGCUGCAGCGCUAUGCGCACGCCUUUGUGAUGGACGAGCGGCGCAUGACAUUUGGCCCCGCAUGCACAUCCGUGGACGCACGUACAGACGCGAUCAAUGCCCUGGCCGUGCAGCUACGUGAUCACGGCGAGUUUCCCGAGGCGCUGGGUGGCUGGCGCCAUGAGCAGUACGCCGUGUAUGGACGAGACAAGUCGCAACGCACCUACAUGGCUUUUACACUCGAGCGCGCUGCCUGCGCCCUUUUCGGCUUUGCGACGUUUGGCGUGCAUCUCACCGCAUACACACCCGAUGGACGCGUCUGGGUCCCGAAGCGCUCGGCGACCAAAGCGACAUGGCCCGGUAUGUACGACAACUCGGUCGCGGGCGGCAUCACCGCCGGCGAAAACGUGCUCGAUACCAUCGUGCGCGAAUGCGAGGAGGAAGCGAGUCUCGAUCCGGAGCUCGUCACCGCGCACAUCCGCGCUGUCGGCGUCAUUUCCUACUUUUACAAGACACCGACACACGGGUACCGCCAGCCAGAGAUGCAGUUCCUCUACGACUUGUGCCUGCCCUCGAACGAUGUGCGCCUCCAGCCCAACGACCAAGAGGCGCAGUCGUUCGAGCUGAUGGACAGGGACACCAUUUGGCAGCUCAUAGUAGCAGGCGCCUUCAAGCCCAACUGUACUCUAGUCCUUUUGGACUUUUUCAUACGGCAUGGUUGGCUCACGCCGGAGAAGGAGCCGGACUAUACCAAGCUCGUAGCACUCCUGCACACGCCCUUGCGUGUGCCCACGCCCUAA
This is a messenger RNA of Malassezia restricta, 915 nucleotides long. RefSeq names its product thiamine pyrophosphokinase-related protein. Gene Ontology annotation, molecular function: 8-oxo-dGDP phosphatase activity. NCBI's taxonomy places the organism in Eukaryota, Fungi, Basidiomycota, Malasseziomycetes, Malasseziales, Malasseziaceae. The record is from RefSeq and is a predicted model, not a curated record. The transcript has 3 exons. Bases 1 to 915 code for a protein of 304 amino acids.